Molecule: messenger RNA, 846 nt
Organism: Mesitornis unicolor (brown roatelo)
Lineage: Eukaryota; Metazoa; Chordata; Aves; Mesitornithiformes; Mesitornithidae
Product: Bardet-Biedl syndrome 7 protein-like
Exons: 7
Biological process (GO): intracellular transport; cilium assembly; intracellular protein localization
Cellular component (GO): membrane; axoneme; ciliary basal body
Source: RefSeq, a predicted model, not a curated record
CCAAAUAGCAACUUUCUUCUUGCAACUUACCGAUGCCAAGCAAAUACUACGAGACUUGAACUUAAGAUUCGAUCGAUUGAAGGACAGUAUGGGACGCUUCAAGCAUAUGUAACUCCAAGAAUUCAACCAAAAACCUGCCAAGUUCAUCAAUAUCAAAUUAAACCACUUUCACUUCAUCAGAGAACUCAUUCUAUUGAGCAUGACAGACCCAUGAAUACACUGACGCUCCAAGGCCAGUUCAGUUUUGCUGAAAUUCACUCCUGGGUUGUGUUUUGCUUGCCUGAAGUGCCUGAAAAGACGCCCGCUGGAGAGAGUAUCACCUUUUAUUUUCAGAACACCUUCCUGGGUACACAGCUUGAAGGUACUUACAGAAAAGGUGAGGGAUGUUUUAAGUCUGACAACAUUUCUACAAUAUCCAUCCUAAAAGAUGUGCUUUCCAAAGAAGCUACUAAAAGGAAGAUUAAUCUCAACAUAUCAUAUGAUGUAAACGAAGAAUCUGUGAGGCAUACACUAAAGCUUAUCCACCCCAAAUUAGAGUAUCAGCAGCUGUUGGCCAAGAAGGUUCAUUUAAUAGAUGCUUUGAGAGAAUUACAAGUUCAUGAAGGAAAUGUGGACUUUCUGCUACCAAAAUACCGCAGCAUUUUGGAAGAGUCGGAUCAGCUGCUUGAUGAAUACAAGAAACAACCUGCACAUCUUGAAAGACUUUAUGGUAUGAUCACGGAUCUCUUCAUAGAUAAAUUUAAAUUUAAAGGUACCAAUGUGAAAACUAAAGUUCCUCUUCUUCUGGAAAUUCUGGAUGGCUGUGAUCAAGAUGGAUUAAUUGCUUUUUUUGAGGCUGCAACCUGA